ACAUAAGACAGCAGAGAGGAUUCCCUAGUUAGUUUGCUCUGGAAUAAAAAGAAGUGUUUGAGUUAUUGGAUAAAGGAAUCUUGAUAAAUUUAUUAAAGAUGAAGUAGGAGAAGAGUGAGUGCUUCGUAUAGUCGUAGAGUAGUAGAAAUGGGACGUCUCUCAUACCAGUGGUUGCAUGCAUUGAGAGAUUGAGUCACUCAGUAGGGAGCUUGAGGUAGUUAAAGAAAGAAAGAAAGACAUAAAGAAAAUGGAAGAGCAGAGCCUGUGUAAGAAGCUAUGCCAAGGAAUAAUCAAAGUUAAACCUUUCAUAGCAAUUGUGUCUCUACAAUUUGGAUAUGCAGGAAUGUAUAUUAUCACCAUGGUUUCUUUGAAGCGUGGCAUGAGUCAUUAUAUACUUGCAGUUUAUCGCCAUGUUGUUGCCACUCUUGUCAUCGCACCUUUUGCUCUUGUUCUCGAAAGGAAAACAAGGCCAAAGAUGACACUUCCUAUCUUUCUCAGAAUAGCGGCUCUUGGUUUUCUGGAGCCAGUGCUUGAUCAGAAUAUGUACUAUGUUGGGCUGCAGUAUACAUCAGCAACAUUUGCAUCUGCUUCUAUCAAUGUCCUUCCUGCCAUAACCUUUAUAAUGGCAAUAGUUUUCAGGUUGGAGAGAGUGAACAUUAAGAGGGUACGGGAUGUAGCCAAGGUUAUUGGAACAUGUAUAACAGUUGCAGGAGCAAUGGUUAUGACUUUGUACAAAGGUCCAGUCCUUGACAUUAUACGGUCACAUGGAGCAGCCCACCACAAAGGCGGCAGUGAACCCAGUAAUCAGCAUUGGAUUGUAGGAACCUUACUGCUCCUAGGCAGUUGCUUUGGCUGGUCAGGCUUCUUCAUAUUGCAAUCAUUUACUUUGAAGAAAUACCCAGCAGAGCUUUCUCUUACAGCAUUGAUAUGCUUGAUGGGUACGGUGGAAGGUGCAGCAGUGUCACUUAUCAUGGAAAGAGACAUGAGUGCCUGGAAAAUUGGCUUUGACUCGAGGCUUCUAGCUGCUGUUUACACUGGAGUAGUUUGCUCCGGAUGUGCAUAUUAUAUUCAAGGAGUGGUGAUUAAGGAAAGAGGCCCUGUUUUUGUAACCUCUUUUAGCCCUCUAUGCAUGAUCAUCACUGCUGCUCUUGGUACCAUUAUUCUAGCUGAGCAACUUCACCUUGGAAGUGUAAUUGGAGCAGUUUUCAUUGUUCUUGGGCUAUACACUGUCGUGUGGGGUAAAAGCAAGGAUAGCACAAGUAAUUCAGCAGCACCAGUGACAAAUGAGAAAAAUGGCACCCUUGAAUUGCCAAUUUCUGACACUAAUAAAUCAUCAUCAACCAAUUUUGGUAACAAUGUCUAGAAUGGAACUGAUGGAAUAAUUGAAGAUUCCGGCAAAGACUACUUCCCCUGAAAUAAAAUAAAGAAGAAAAAAAAAGGCUUGGAAGAUAUAUAUUUAUGUAAUGUGAGAUGUAUUCAAUAUAUUCUCGCAAGAUGUAGCGAUCAAAAGUGGGACUGAAUUAUGUGUAGUCUCCACUGCUUCCCUAAAACUUUGUCUUAAGAUUUUGAUCACUAAUUAUAUAUAAUCUUGUCCUUCUGUA
This is a messenger RNA of Ricinus communis (castor bean), 1601 nucleotides long. Its product is annotated as WAT1-related protein At1g21890. Bases 248 to 1363 code for a protein of 371 amino acids. The transcript is spliced from 8 exons. NCBI's taxonomy places the organism in Eukaryota, Viridiplantae, Streptophyta, Magnoliopsida, Malpighiales, Euphorbiaceae. Gene Ontology annotation, molecular function: transmembrane transporter activity. Gene Ontology annotation, cellular component: plasma membrane. The record is from RefSeq and is a predicted model, not a curated record.